Odontomachus brunneus is the source of this 1631-nucleotide messenger RNA. RefSeq lists its product as uncharacterized. The record is from RefSeq and is a predicted model, not a curated record. NCBI's taxonomy places the organism in Eukaryota, Metazoa, Arthropoda, Insecta, Hymenoptera, Formicidae. The coding region runs from base 376 to 1464 and encodes 362 amino acids. The transcript has 5 exons.
CACCACGGUAUAAACAUGGCCGGCCGCGCGCGUUCGCUCGCACGGCUGCUUGUUUGUCACAAUCGCGGCGGGGGGUCGUUGAACUUCUCCGUGAAUGCGAGACGGCGUCGCGGAAGGGCACCAACAGCGCGUACUUUUUUUGCGGGUCUACGAGUGAAAACGGCGUUGCACCGCGGCUCUGGUGGGCGCGACCUAAAAAUAGAUCACGAUUUCGGCGAUUGUUUUGACUAAUAACGCGCUUCGCAACCUACUCGUCGGCGGCGCCACCGGAUGAUGAUGACCGGUGUUGCGCGUCGCGGUGGCGCGCGUGUAUCGCGUCGCAGUACGCAUGCAUGCCUGUACGCACACGGUUGACUCGCGAUUGUACUCGCAAUUAUGACUGGAAACGAUAUAAAGCAAGCUCUCAGAAAGUUGGACUUUCCUUAUUGCGCCAGAGAAGCUCUAUGCAGAAUAGAGAUACUCUGCUGCAGACCUGGCAAGCAGGUGGAUCUACAAAUGGAUCUGAUAUCAGAGUUUGUAUUCGGAGAGCUGGAUAAGCGGAAGAAACGUAACAUGACUAUGGCGAUACAGGAGUUGCAAUUGAUAGAGAUUCUGAGCGAUUUUUUCGAAAGCCCAGGUGGUAGUCCCGCUGUACGCAAUGCCCUCUUUUUGUCGCUCUUCCCAGCAGAUAGCUCUAGGUACAAGACUCUAGGUAACUUGGUCUCCUUGGCUAUUGCCACGCAAAAUAAAGCAGUCCUCAACGCAGCUGGCAUCUGGAUGCAGCAGUUGAGCUCCACCUCGUCACAGAGCGUUGGACUGGCGAAGCACGUACUCGACGACUAUUUUGUACUCACUCCGAGAUCUAUCGACAAGCUGAGGCAAUUGCCUACACUUGCACCACAUUUCACCGCCAACUUGUUGACGGCGAUAGGUGAGAUUUACGAGGAUAAGGACCCACCUAAUGAGCUGCUCGGAUUAGUCGGCGAAUGGAUCGACGAGAAUUCGAGUUUACUGUUGACUCCUCUGAUGGACAAUCCAGCAUUGCCUACUGGUGGAAUCCCGAUGACGCCGAUAACACCUAUAGCUGGUCUGUUUAGAUGGUGUAUAUUGAGUCCUUUGCGUAGCGGCGCAAAUACCAUUGACAGUCAAGAGGAAUCGCGGAAAUUCUACUCAAAGGUUCAACAGUUGCUCAUGGACUCGGUAUUGUGUCUGAAGAACAACGGCAGCAAUAAGCACGCGAUAUCGGCGCAACAUCUCGCGUCUACGACUCGUCUACUGACGACCAGUCUGCAGAACCAUCCGAAUGUGACGGCGGCUUCGCGCGACUUGGCCAUGGAGAGACUCGCGCAAGCCGUCAGUGCGGCCAUGUCAGCCAACUGUAUUUACGGAAACAAACAGGAACUGUUGGCGCUCUUACAACCGCUAUCGUAUCAGCACUUUUUGAUAGAAUGGACAUUACAGACUUAUGCAUCUAAGGCAACCUGAGGCAAGCUCACAACUUUUUUGACUAAAUGCAACGUAAAAUGCAUUUUGGUUAACGCAGUUUAUCCACAAGCGACGAAAUCAAAUCAUCCAUUGUACAUAACACGGAACGAUAGUCGAGACAAUUGUAUGAAUAAAUUGACAUCACUGAUGCACCGCUCAGCUCGAAA